Eruca vesicaria subsp. sativa (arugula) is the source of this 1615-nucleotide messenger RNA. Lineage: Eukaryota; Viridiplantae; Streptophyta; Magnoliopsida; Brassicales; Brassicaceae. The record is from the annotation of a GenBank genome assembly.
AAAGCCACGUGGCGACUCUUCUCUGAAGUCGUCUUUUUAUACAGAAACAAAAGAGGUUUUAGUUUGUUAUUAAUUGUAGAGAAGCUUCUCUUUUGAUUCUCUCUAUUCUCUCUCUCAUCUCUCUUUCUUCAUCACCUCUUGGAGCCUCGAUGGUGAAGAAUAUUCUGGUGACCGGCGGUGCUGGUUACAUCGGAAGUCACGCGGUGCUUCAGCUUCUUCUCCGGGGAUACACCGCUGUUGUAAUCGACAACCUGGACAAUUCAUCUCUCGUUUCGAUCCAACGCGUCAAGGAGCUCGCCGGAGAUCGUGGAGAUAAUCUCACAUUCCACCAGGUGGACCUUUGCGAUAAACCCGCGCUUGAGAGGCUUUUCUCCCAAUCCAAGUUUGAUGCAGUGAUGCAUUUUGCUGGAUUGAAAGCAGUUGGGGAGAGCGUAGCCAAACCUCUUCUCUAUUAUAACAAUAACUUGAUUGGCACUAUUACUCUCUUGGAAGUCAUGGCCGCCCACUCUUGUAAAAAAGUAUGCCUCCCCUUUUCUUCUUCUGCACUUUUGAGACUUGUGUUAACUCUGGGAUGUGAAACAUUGUUUGUAACUCUAUAUCAUCUUUUACUGUUCCAGCUUGUAUUUUCAUCGUCGGCUACUGUGUAUGGAUGGCCAAAGGAGGUUCCUUGUACUGAAGAGUCCGCCCUCUCUGGAAUGAGUCCUUAUGCUAGAACUAAGCUCUUCAUUGAGGACAUUUGCCGUGAUGUACAACGUGGUGAUCCUGAAUGGAGAAUCAUUAUGCUCAGAUACUUUAACCCUGUCGGUGCUCACCCUAGCGGUCGCAUUGGUGAGGAUCCUUGUGGCACUCCUAAUAACCUCAUGCCUUAUGUCCAGCAAGUCGUUGUUGGCAGGCUCCCUAACCUCAAAAUUUAUGGAACUGACUAUACCACUAAAGAUGGCACCGGUGUACGAGACUAUAUUCAUGUUGUUGAUCUAGCAGAUGGCCAUAUAUCUGCUCUUCAAAAGCUAGAAGACUCUAAAAUAGGUUGUGAGGUAUACAACCUGGGAACCGGAAAAGGAACAACGGUGUUGGAGAUGGUUGAUGCAUUUGAAAAAGCUUCGGGAAUGAAAAUCCCAGUGGUGAAGGUUGGAAGAAGACCAGGUGAUGCAGAGACGGUCUACGCAUCAACAGAAAAAGCUGAACGUGAACUAAACUGGAAGGCAAAGUAUGGAAUAGAAGAGAUGUGUAGGGACCAAUGGAACUGGGCAAGCAACAAUCCUUUCGGUUACGGUUCUUCACCAGACACGACAACAUAACAAAAAGCUAAAUCACCAUUCCUUUUCGGUCUUUAUGUUGCACCACUCAGAUUCAUAUUCAUGCUCAGGUUUAAGCUUUUGCAGCCAAAACACACAGAGUAAGAGCUACUUACUUGAAUAUUCAUAUAUGUUUUGCUUUCUCCUCUUGUAAUUUAUAUUUUUUUACAUACACACGCUUAGGCUUAACUUAAGUGGAUUCUUUUUUUAUUUAUUGGAUUUGUAUCAUCUUCCUUAGGAAUUUAUUUGUUUCAUGUUAUCUAUGGGAUUAUUAUUUGUAUUAAACAGAAACUGGAUUUAGUAUUUUUAUUCGAUUAUAU